AUGGUGUCCGUGAGCUGCCAGGAGCUGCCCCCCUCCUUGGCCGGCUCCUCCCUGCUCGAGGGCUGUGCGGGUGCCCUGCAGCGCAGGAUGGCACCGUCCCUUCUGCCGGGGCACGGCAGCGAGGGGGCGUCCGGCCACCCCGACGGCUCUGCCCAUGUCCUCGCAGGGGGCACCGGCCACGCUGAGGACACCCCUGUGAGUGCAAGGGGGGAGGAUGCAAAGCCCCACGUCAGCGUCUGCGAGGCUCACCUCAAGCUGCCCGACUUCUGCGGCAGCCAGGACUUCAUCCCCACCCUGGAGGAGAUUGAGGAGUUCCUGAGCGAGAAGGCCGAGUUCCUCAGAGAUGAAGCAAGUGAGCUUCACCCAGGGAAGAUGGAGAUCCAGUCCCAGAUCAGCUUCGGCAGCUCUGGGGAACAGCCUGUCCCCAGUGUGGUUCUGGAAGACGAUGUCUCAAACACUGCCCAGCCUGCAGGGACAGAGGAUGGCAGUGAGCAGGCAGCAGCUGCUGGGAGUGCUCCCAUCGUCCUCCAGAUCCAUCCUCUCCAGAUGGACGGUGACCACCCGCUAGCACAGGGUGCUGCAGCUGGUGUCAGGGUGGCCCAGCUGGUCAUCAGCUUGCAGGGCCAAAACCUGUCCCUCCUCCCUCAGGUCCAGCCCCCUGUGACCAUCAUGGACCAAAAGUACGUCAAAAUUGCCCCCCAGCCAGUCGCCGUGAGGCCAGGGGACGUGCAAGAGGUGGAGGCCACCCCCAAGAACCAGAGAGCCCUCCCUGCCCUGGUCCGUGUCCAUAAGUGCUCGCACCCGGGCUGCGGCAAGGUGUACAGCAAGAGCUCGCACCUCAAGGCUCACUUCCGCCGGCACACGGGCGAGAAGCCCUACACGUGCGCCUGGCCCGACUGUGGCUGGCGGUUUUCCCGGUCGGAUGAGCUGUCCCGUCACCGGCGCUCCCACUCCGGUGUGAAGCCGUACCAGUGCGCCGCCUGCCAGAAGAGGUUUGCCCGCAGCGACCACUUGGCCAAGCACGUGAAGAUCCACCGGGGCACAAGCGACACAAGUUGA
Messenger RNA from Mesitornis unicolor (brown roatelo), 1059 nucleotides. RefSeq names its product Krueppel-like factor 15. The record is from RefSeq and is a predicted model, not a curated record. Bases 1 to 1059 code for a protein of 352 amino acids. Lineage: Eukaryota; Metazoa; Chordata; Aves; Mesitornithiformes; Mesitornithidae. Gene Ontology annotation, molecular function: RNA polymerase II cis-regulatory region sequence-specific DNA binding; DNA-binding transcription factor activity, RNA polymerase II-specific. Gene Ontology annotation, biological process: regulation of transcription by RNA polymerase II. The transcript has 2 exons.